Messenger RNA from Misgurnus anguillicaudatus (oriental weatherfish), 5200 nucleotides. NCBI's taxonomy places the organism in Eukaryota, Metazoa, Chordata, Actinopteri, Cypriniformes, Cobitidae. The record is from RefSeq and is a predicted model, not a curated record.
CGGAGUCUCGUGCCAUGACAACCUCCGAGAGUCUUGUCUCUACUGUACCGAGGGGGCAAGUAGUUUUGGACGUCAUAUACGCCUGGGGAGGAGGGUUAGGUACUGGGCACAAUAACAGAUUAUAUGUUUGCCCGUCGAUGCUGUUAGUUUGCUCAUGUAUGUGCGUGUGAUCGUGUGUUUGUAUGCAAAAACAAAAGAGAAGAAGAGCCACAUCCCCUCGGCGUAAGGAAGAGAUCCAACAACACAGCAGCAAUGGAGCACUUAUGCGGUGACAAACUUCCAUUCUGGGAUUCCAAUCUCACCUUGCACAAACACGUGCCCGACUUACCAGAAUGUUUUCAGAUGUCGAUACUGCCAUGGGCUCCUUGUAUCUACCUGUGGGUGACUUCCCCUUUCUACAUCCUAUACCUCAAGAGGAACAACAAAGGCUACAUCAUGAUGUCUAUAUUAAACAGAAUCAAAACAGUUCUUGGUUUGGUAUUGUGGAUAGUAUGCUGGACAGAUCUUUUUUCUGCAUUUCAUGAGCUGAACGAGGGUCACCCUAAACCUCCCAUUUAUUUCAUUACACCUUUAAUAGUCGGCAUGACAAUGUUGUUAGCCACCUUCCUUAUCCAGUUUGAAAGGUUGAAAGGUGUGCAGUCAUCCGGUGUGCUUUUCAUCUUUUGGACCAUCACAGUGCUGUGUGCCAUCGUGCCUUUCCGCUCCAAAAUUAUUCUGUCCAAUCAAGAGAAUGGAGUGGAAGACAAGCUGAGAUUCACGACGUUCUACAUUUAUUUCGGGCUCACCCUGCUUGAACUCAUCCUAUCAUGCUUCAAUGAAAAGCCACCUCUUUUCUCCAAUGUGGUCACAGACCCUAAUGUGUGUCCAGAAACAACUGCUGGGUUCCUAUCAAGAAUGACCUUUUGGUGGUUUACAAGCAUGGCUAUCAAAGGCUACAAGUCCCCAUUAGAGAAUAAAGACCUGUGGUCUUUAAACAAGCAAGACAGUUCAGAGGUGGUGGUUCCCAGUCUGCUCAAGGAAUGGGAGAUAGAGAAAUCCAAAGCACUUAGUGAACAGAGGGUGAAGGAUCAGGCCACAUUUACGAAACCUGGCACCGGUGCUGACACCAACCAUGUUGGUGGCAAUCCUGAAGAGGCGGAGGUGUUGCUGUCCAAACGAAAGGAGUCCCAGCAGCCCUCCUUUCUGCGGGCCUUGCUCCGAGCUUUCGGACCCUACUUCCUCAUCGGCUCUGCUUACAAACUGCUGCAGGAUCUCAUUACCUUUGUCAACCCUCAGUUUCUCAGGAUGUUGAUUGGUUAUACCAAACAGACGGACGCUCCGACGUGGUGGGGCUACGCUUUGGCCUUUCUGAUGUUCGGCACUUCCCUCCUGCAGACGCUCAUUUUGCAUCAGCACUUUCAGUACUGCUUCGUAACAGGCAUGAGGCUCCGCAGUGCAAUCGUAGGGGCCAUCUAUAGGAAGGCACUAAUAAUCACAAAUGAAGCCAAGCGUUCAUCUACGGUGGGAGAGGUGGUCAACCUGAUGUCUGUGGACGCCCAGACAUUCAUGGAUCUCACCACCUUUCUUAACAUGCUGUGGUCAGCCCCACUCCAGAUCAUUCUUGCUCUUUUCUUCCUCUGGAAGAAUCUGGGUCCCUCAGUACUUGCUGGUGUGGCAGUGAUGGUUCUGCUAAUCCCGUUCAAUGCUUUUAUUGCUAUGAAGACCAGAACUUACCAGGUGGAACAAAUGAAAUAUAAAGAUGAACGCAUCAAGCUAAUGAACGAGAUUUUAAAUGGCAUAAAGGUGUUGAAGCUCUACGCUUGGGAGGUCUCAUUCAAGGAGAAGAUCCUUCAGAUUCGGAAAAAAGAGCUUAACGUUCUGCGUAAGACGGCCUACCUCAGUGCCCUCUCCACCAUGGCCUGGACCAGUGCACCGUUCAUGGUAGCCUUGACAACAUUUGCUGUAUAUGUGACGGUGGAUAAAAAUAAUAUCUUGGAUGCAGAGAAGGCUUUUGUGUCCUUGUCUCUUUUCAACAUCUUAAGAUUUCCCUUGAAUAUGCUCCCACAAGUCAUAAGCAGCAUUGUACAAGCCAGUGUGUCUCUGAAGCGUAUCAAGGAUUUCCUGAGUCACGAUGAGUUAGAUCCAGAAAGCGUAGACAGAAAAAACAAUACUUCAGAAUAUGCGGUGACAGUGGUGAAUGGGAAGUUUGCAUGGGCCAAACAAGAUCAACCCACUCUUGAAAACAUUAAUGUGAUGGUGCCUCAGGGCUCUUUGCUGGCAGUGGUUGGACAUGUGGGCUGCGGAAAGACCUCUCUUGUCUCCGCCCUGCUUGGAGAGAUGGAGAAACUCGAUGGCCAGAUCUCCAUACGUGGAUCUGUGGCUUACGUACCACAGCAAGCUUGGAUCCAGAAUGCCACUUUGAGAGACAACAUCUUGUUUGGAAAGCCCUAUGUGGAGCAAAGGUAUCGCUGUGUGCUGGAGGCAUGUUCUCUCACCCCUGACCUGGAAGUGCUUCCUGGUGGUGACCUAACAGAGAUAGGAGAGAAGGGCAUUAAUCUGUCUGGUGGUCAGAGACAGCGAGUAAGUUUAGCCAGAGCACUGUACAGCGAAUCAGACGUCUACCUCCUGGAUGACCCGCUGUCUGCCGUGGACGCUCAUGUUGCCAAACACAUUUUUGACAAUGUCGUUGGACCCGAGGGAAUGCUCAAGGGCAAGACCCGGAUACUGGUGACCCACGGGAUCAGCUUCCUGCCUCAAGUGGAUAACAUCCUUGUGAUAGUGGAUGGCAGGGUGUCAGAGAUGGGCUCCUACCAGGAUCUUCUCAAGCAGAAUGGGGCUUUUGCCGAAUUUUUAAGAAACUACUCACUUGAGGAUAUCAUUGAAGAUGAUGAAAUGACCCUUUCAGUGGUUGAUGAAGAAGAGGAAUUUCCAGAGGACGCACUUAGUAACCACAUUGACAUGGUGGACAAUGAACCUGCAGUAAAUGAGGCACGCAGACAAUUCAUGAGGCAGAUCAGUAUCAUGUCCAAUGACGUGGAGAACCCAAAGAACAAGUCCAUCCGUCACCGGCGCUGCAGUGUGAAGAAACUCGCAGAGCCCCAAGUGGAGAAGAAGGAACAAAAGGGGGAGAAGCUCAUCCAAGCAGAAACGACCGAAACUGGGCGGGUGAAGUUAAAGGUUUACUGGGAGUAUGCAAAAGCGGUGGGACCUCUCCUGUCUGUUUUCAUCUGCUUCCUGUAUGGCUGUCAGAGCGCGGCAGCGAUAGGAGCAAAUUUCUGGCUCAGUGAAUGGACUAAUGAUGAACACAACAACCAAACGCAAGAGAAUGUACAAAUGAGGGUGGGGGUGUACGCGGCGCUGGGCAUUUCACAAGGUGCGCUGAUUCUGGGCAAUUGUUUACUGUGCCGGGCUUACAGCAUGCUGAAGGCGGCCCACGCCACCCACCGCGACAUGCUCCACGCCAUUUUGAGAGCUCCCCAGGCCUUUUUCGAGGCCACACCCUCAGGGCGAAUCUUGAACCGCUUCAGCAAAGAUGUGGACACGAUAGACUCUGCCUUGCCAAACAAUAUUGAUAUCUGGAUGCGCACUUUCUGGUACACAGUCAAUGUGCUGAUCGUAUGCUCUGUCCUCACCCCUAUGUUCCUCAUAGUCGUAGUGCCGUUAAUGCUGUUCUAUUGGUGGGUCCAGAGAUUUUAUGUUGCCACGUCUCGGCAGCUUAAAAGACUGGAAUCUGUCAGUAGGUCUCCUAUAUAUUCUCAUUUUUCGGAGACCAUCACGGGCACAAGUGUGAUCCGUGCCUACGGGCGAAACGAUGCCUUUGUGCUCUUGAGUGAUAUGAAAGUGGAUGAGAACCAAAAGAGUUACUACCCUGGUAUUGUUUCCAACAGGUGGUUGGGGGUUCGAAUCGAGUUUAUCGGGAACUGCAUAGUGCUGUUUGCCGCUUUGUUUGCUGUCAUUGGGAAGGACAAGCUCAAUCCUGGUUUGGUUGGACUGUCGGUGUCAUAUGCGCUGCAGGUGACGAUGUCUUUAAACUGGAUGGUGAGGAUGACCUCUGACCUUGAGAGUAACAUAGUAGCAGUGGAGAGAGUGAAAGAAUACUCAGAGACACAAACUGAGGCUCCAUGGACAGUGUCAGAAACUAUGCCCCCAUCAGAUUGGCCCGCUAUAGGGAAUGUACAGUUUGUGGAUUACAGUGUGAGGUAUCGAGAAGGUCUGGACCUGGUGCUGAGAAACAUCUCUCUGAAGGUGAAAGGAGGAGAAAAGAUCGGCAUUGUGGGAAGAACAGGGGCCGGUAAGUCGUCCAUGACGCUGUGUCUCUUUCGCCUGCUGGAGGCAGCGGAGGGGGAUAUCGUAAUCGAUGAGGUGAAAAUCUCUGAAAUCGGCCUUCAUGACCUCAGAUCCAAACUCACCAUUAUUCCUCAGGAACCUGUUCUGUUUUCUGGAACGCUGCGGAUGAACCUCGAUCCCUUUGGUAAAUACAGUGAUGAUGAAGUGUGGAACGCUCUUGAACUCUCUCAUCUAAAGAAGUUUGUUAGCAAUCAGACUGCCAAACUCAAUCUGGAAUGCUCAGAAGGAGGGGAAAAUCUAAGUGUGGGUCAGAGGCAGCUGGUGUGUCUGGCUCGAGCUUUGCUGAGGAAGACUAGGAUCCUCAUCCUCGACGAAGCCACUGCCGCCGUUGACCUGGAGACGGAUGAUCUGAUCCAGUCCACAAUCCGCACUCAGUUUGAAGACUGCACAGUUUUCACUAUAGCUCACAGACUAAACACCAUUAUGGACUACACCAGAGUGCUUGUUUUGGACAAGGGAAAGAUAGCAGAAUUCGACACACCGACGAAUCUUAUCGGGCAGAAAGGUAUAUUUUUUGGAAUGGCUAAGGACGCAGGUUUGGUGUGAUCCCACUAUGCUGUAAUAAUGCCGAGAGUGCCUUUAUACAGUAUCAGACUGAAUGCCAGUGAAUGUCAUUUUAUGUUUACUUGACAGCAAGCUACACGAGAUCUUUUAUUAUAUUACUUUAUUGUCUCUUUUUCUAUAUACUACAGUGCCACUGUUUAUUCAAUAAGAAAUUUUGAUGAUAUUUUUGUACUGUAUUAUUUAAGUCACUUGUUCAAUAGGAAAGAUUACUGCGCAGUUACAUGUGAUUCAUUUUUGUAAACCAAAUCUGUAAAAACUUGAACUCUGUUACUUGGAGUAUCGUUGCAUUUAUUAAAACUGUUACGCUGUU